Molecule: messenger RNA, 1477 nt
Organism: Alligator mississippiensis (American alligator)
Lineage: Eukaryota; Metazoa; Chordata; Crocodylia; Alligatoridae
Gene: OVCA2
Product: OVCA2 serine hydrolase domain containing
Exons: 2
Coding region: 1-1449 (482 amino acids)
Biological process (GO): response to retinoic acid
Cellular component (GO): nucleus; cytoplasm
Source: RefSeq, a predicted model, not a curated record
AUGCUGGACCCGCGCCGUGGGUCACUGGCCUUUGCCCCCACGCGCUGCAGGGUGGUGGAGACACACGGCGUGUGGCUUGCAAUCCCGGCUGCACGGAGGCCUGGCCAGGUGCCUGGCUCUGCCCUGGGCCCUGCUUCUGGGCAUGCAGCGCCCCACUGUCUGCUGCACCCCGGAAAUAAACCCUCAACCCGCUGCCUCCGCUCUGCUUGUCUCCACUGCCCGGACGUCCCCGCGCGGCCUGCUCCCCCCUCCCUGCAGCUGUGCCCAGGGGGGCAGGGGGCCUCCCCUCGCGACCACCCACAGCUCCUGGCCCAAAGCUGGGCUGCGCCUGCCUCUGCGCCCACGUGUGCACCCGCAACCUUGUGCAUCCCCAUGUGCACCCACGUGUGUGCCCCCAGCCUUGUGCACCUACGUGUGCACCAGCAACCUUGUGCAUCCCCAUGUGCACCCAUGCGUGUGCCCCCAGCCUUGUGCACCCCCACAUGUGCAUCUCCAGCCUCCUGCACCAACCUUGUACACCCCCACGUGCACCUGCGCCCCCUGGCGGCCACUCCGCGCCGCUGCUCCUGGCCGGGCCCCACCCCCACCCCCACCCCCAUUGGUUCAGCGGCUGCUGUGACAGACAGGCUGGCCCCGAGUGCCGACCAAUCAGGCUCCUUCCUAGCGCGCCGCCGCGUUGGGCGCUCGGGGCACGGCGGCUUCCGGACGGGGCGGGCGGAUUUCCGGGUGGGCCGAGGACUUCCGGCGCCAGCGUGGGACAUGUCCGGUGGGCAGGCGGCGGUGCCGCCGGCGCCGCCGCUGCGGGUCCUGUGUCUCCAUGGUUACCGGCAGGACGCGCGCAGCUUCCACGUGCGCACCGGGGCCCUGCGCAAGGCGCUGCGCGGCCUGGCCGAGCUCGUGCCCGUCAGCGCGCCCCACGUCCUGAGCGUGCCCGGUGACGACCCCGGCCCCGCGGAGGCAGCAGAGGAGGCGGCGGCGGCGGGGCGCGCCUGGUGGCUGUCGGACCCGGCGGCCGGCACCUUCGACGCGGCGGCGGCGGGCGACGCGGCGGGGCUGGAGGCGUCGCUGGCGGCCGUGGCGGCGGCCGUGGCGGAGCGGGGCCCGUUCGACGGCGUGCUGGGCUUCAGCCAGGGCGCGGCGCUGGGCGCCAUGCUGUGCGCCCUGGGGCAGCGCGGGCACGCGCGCUUCGCGCCGCGCUUCGCCCUGCUGGUGGCCGGCUUCCGCAGCCGCGCGCCCGCGCACGCCCGCUUCUACGCCGAGCCGCUGGCAGUGCCCAGCCUGCACGUGGUGGGCCAGGCCGACGCCGUCAUCCCGCCCGCCCGCAGCGCCGAGCUGGCCGCCUGCUUCGUGGCGCCCGUCGUGCUGGAGCACCCGGGCGGACACUUCGUCCCCGCCGCCGCGCCGCAGCGCGAAGCCUACCGCCGCUUCCUGCAGCGCUUCCUGCCCUGACCGCGCGCAAUAAACCGACGUGCCGCCA